AUGUCGAGAAUGCCUGGCAGAGCAGACUGCUCUAGCUACACAGUGGGGACAGAGCGGGAGGAGCACAUGAGUUGCCCGGAGACUGAGAGGAGCGGAGAUGAGGAGGAUGAUGAGAUCCAGGAGGUGCAGAUCACCGGGGAGGAGGAGUACGGGGAGGAUGAGCUGGAGUGGGAGGCAGAGUGCGCAGACCCCGACAGCUGCUCCGCUAUGGAGACAGAAGCGGUCCUUAUGCGUAGUACGGACCAGUGCAGCGGAUUGGGACCGGGAGCGGGGGCGGACCAUAGACUGUUUCACAUCCCCGGACUGGACUCAGAUCCGGAUGGAGACCUGCAGCGGUCUGACCGCUCCAGACUGAGCGAGAACACCCGCCUGGCUACCAGGUAUGCGGUGCGGAUCUUCCGGGAGUACCUGAGCGAGAAAUCCCAAAGUCCUGACUUUGAAACUCUGGACAAGGAGGCGCUGUGCGCGGUCCUGCGGUCUUUCUACGCGGAGGCACGCUCUAAGAGCGGCCAGCUCUACAGCAAGUCUUCUCUCAUCAGUAUUCGGAGUUCUCUGAACCGCUAUCUGAAUGAGCCACCGUACUGUCGCACCCUGGACCUCACCAAGGACCCGGAGCUGCGCAGCGCCAACCUGACCCUGGCCGCAGUCAUCAGAAAGCUGGAGGAGCAGGGUGCUGGUCCCGUGGUGCAGAAACAGGCAAUCACGCGUGCGGAUCUGCGAAACCUCUACACCUCCAUUGUGUUUAACAUCGAUACGCCGUUCGGGCUGCUCAACAAAGUGUGGUUCGAGACAUGCAUGUAUUUCUGUACAAGAGGGCGAGAGAAUCAGCGCGAGCUGGAGGAGGAUUCAUUUGGCCUGGCCAUAGACGAGAAUGGGAGAAAGUUUAUCUAUUUCAAAGCACUGGGGCCUUAUCACAAGUCUCGCUCUGCGUGCUGGAAUAAAAAGAGACCAGACACGGAUGAAGAUACUUUGCCGCGCAUGUAUGAGACGGGAACUGAGUUUUGUCCAUAUGCCAGCUUUGUAAAGUAUGUCUCGAAACGGAACCCGUUGUGCAAAGCAUUCUUCCAACGACCACGAGACCACUGUUGCGCAAGCGACAUGACAUGGUAUGAGAACAAAGCCAUCGGUAAAAACCUGCUGGGCACGAGGAUGCAGAUGCUGUCGCGUGCUGCCAAGCUGUCAAAGACCUACACCAACCACUGCAUCGGCGCCGUCUCCAUAGCAACGCUCAACAGCAUUGCCGGUAUAGGGUCAAAGUUGGUGUCGCUUCAGAUUGCCUCGGAAACAGUCAAUGGUGGCGUGCAGUCUCAUCUCCAGCUCGUGAUCCCGUACAUCCGACAGGCCACAGACGCAGUGGAACUGAAGCCGCAGAGAACAACAUGGAAAGCUCGUGCUCUCUGCCCCGGCGACGUAUCGGGACCUCCCUCUCCUAAGAAGCUCUGUGUGCGUCCCGGAGAACGCGCAAAGUCCCCUGUGGUCAUAGAGGACGGUAUAGAGCCUGUGGACACCCGACCCCUGGAGCCCCACGGUCAGCCACCCGCUCCUUUACUGACUGACGUGGUAUCCGCGCAGGUAACAGAGUUUCAUACAGUGCACCGACAGAGAUUAUGCUUUUGAAUGUUUGUAUGUAAUGCAAUGCAGGAUAACCUUACUUAAAGCGUAAUUAAUUAAAUGUAAUUAGUGCUUAAUAGGUUAUGUCACCAUCUGGUCACACACCAUUUUCUGUGUUAAUCAAGUGUUUAAGUGUAUAGAGACUUACAUCAUUUUCAAUUUACUGUGAAAGUAUUGACCUGUACGAUGUGUGUUGGUUUGUAUUGUGUAGGAGUGAGUUCGGUAUUCUCAUUGGGUGUUCUAGGUGCUUUAGUAAAGAGGUCAUGAACAUUGUGUGUGCGACUCAAAUGGCACCAUAUUCCCUAUAUAGUGCACCUGCGUCUUGAUUCAGUUUAGGAAUCUAAUGUUGAGUUUGUUAAAGGAGAAUUGCAUUUGUUUUGAUUAAAUGUACACAUUUAUUGUGGUGUUGAAAUUGUAGUUUUUGAAAUUGUAACCUGUAGUUGUUGAUUUCUUUUUUAUUGGAAUGUCAGUGUUGAAUUUGUUGUCCUCAGAGCACUAUUGAAAAUGAGACCCUGGUCUCAAUGGGCUCCCCUGAUUAAAUAAAAGCUCAAUAAAAAUAGGGAUUAGGGUGCCAUUUGGGACGUGGCCUGUGAGUGCAGAGGAGAGCACACAAGUGAGUUUUCUUUGGGACUUUGUCUGUUGCUAUGGGUUACUGUGCCCCAGGCCCACAGUUAUUCACCAUGCACCACAGUGGAGCCCGCAGGGGUAUAGCCAGAGCGUGCAAGCUCACACACACACACACACACACACACACACAGCACACAUCUCUUAUACCCAUUCGCCUAAAGCUCACAUUUUCCUGAGACACAGGCACUAUAAUGAAACAUAGUAUGGCAGGCUGUCUCAAGUCUCUUUCCUCUAAUGACAGUGUGUGUUUGUGUGUGUGUGUGUGUGUGUGUGUGUGUGUGUGUGUGUGUGUGUGUGUGUGUGUGUGUGAGUGUGUGUGUGUCCAGUCUCUUACGAGUUUCAUGUUUUUGAGCCAUUCCUCUAAUGAGCCUGCCUGUUGUGUGGCCAUGGGGAGAUGGACAUGUCUGCUGCAUUACCAACAGCUCUGCUCAUCCGAUUUCUGCUUUAUCAGCUACAUCUCUCUCUCUCUUUAUCUCCCUCUAUCUCUGUAUAUCUACAGUAUCUUACCAUUUACUGUUUUCUCAGCUUAAAGAGGGAGACUCUGCCUGCAGCCAUGGCUGUCUUUCGCUCUCACUGCACUUACCACAGUAAAUGCUGACCAGUAGACUUUAUAGCAUGUCAGUUUUUCAGAAGUGCAGACUUUCGUGAAGCAUUUACAAGGGUUUUUAAACCUUCCUCUAUAAGGUAAUGUCCUCACCUGUCUCAAACCGUCACCUGUAUAGCAGAGGAGCGGAGGAGGCAGACUCCUAUCUGUCUCUGACCUCCUUUAACUACACUCAGAUGUCUCUUCACAACCCUAAGCUAGCCCUGAUAUACACACAGACUCUGAAAAAGGCAAAUACACUCUUUGUCAUGUAGUGCAGUGCAUCAUGAGUUCUAUGCUUAAAGCGUUGACACAGUAUGAAUGAAGUCUCAGUCUACCACUCUUUACCAGUGUCCUGUCUCUACUUAGUCGCUCAUGGAAGAACUCUGUAAUGUCUCAUGUGUUUAACGAUUUACAGUAUGUGUGACACAUUUUCGUUGGACAUUUGUGUACAUUGGACAAUAAAGUAUUCUUCUUCUUUUUCUUCUUAUUUUCUCCCAGGAUAGCCGUAAUAGCAGCAUGGCCAGUAGGCCGCUGGUCUCCCAGUCCCCUGCCUCUCCGCUGGGCUCUGGGGGUAUCGGGGGUAUCCCCACCCCAGCCCAGCUCACAAAGACCAACGCCCCUGUACACAUAGAUGUAGGAGGACACAUGUACACCAGCAGCCUGGCUACACUCACCAAGUACCCUGAGUCACGGUAAGACACACACACACAUGUUUGAGAUCAGCUACAUUGAAGUGGAUUGCACAGUCACUGAUCUACCAAUGACCUUGCAUUCCAAAUAACUACUCAUUAUGUGAUCAAGAUUGGUGAUUUUGCGCCUCACCUUGCUCGGACUGAUACAUGCACACUCUGAUGACAAUCACAAUGAUGAUAUCGCCUUCCACCAGGAUUGGUCGUCUGUUCAACGGGACAGAGCCCAUAGUGUUAGACAGUCUGAAGCAGCACUACUUCAUAGACCGAGACGGCCAUAUAUUCCGCUACAUCCUCAACUUCCUGCGGACGGCCAAACUGCUCCUCCCUGAAGACUUCAAAGUGAGUAUCUCUGACCCUGCACUCAGGCCUGGAAAACCUUGUCUAUAAUUCCUUGCUGAUAACAUAGUGUGAAACUUUGUUGGUAAUCUUUUUUAAAGAAUCUGAUGUAUCAUUGUGUAUUUGUGUGUGUAUGCGUAUGUGCGUAUGUGUUCCAGGAGUUCUCUCUACUCUAUGAGGAGGCCAGGUUCUUCCAGCUAUCCCCACUACAAGCAGAAUUAGAAAACUGGAGGAGUGAGCGCGAGGCCAGGAGUGUGUGGCGUGUGUGUGAGUGUGUGGUGGUACGUGUAGCUCCAGAGUUGGGAGAGAGGAUCACUCUGAGUGGGGACAGGGCUUUGAUCGAGGAGGUGUUUCCAGAGGUCGGGGACGUCAUGUGUAACUCCAUGAACGCAGGCUGGAAUCAUGACUCUACUCACGUAAUUCGCUUCCCACUCAACGGAUACUGUCACCUCAACUCUGUACAGGUAACAUGA
Messenger RNA from Coregonus sp. 'balchen', 4325 nucleotides. Lineage: Eukaryota; Metazoa; Chordata; Actinopteri; Salmoniformes; Salmonidae. The record is from the annotation of a GenBank genome assembly.